AUCGACUCCUCGACUUUUCAGAAUCUGAUAGAGAAAACCCAUCACGGGUUCUGCCCCUCCUAUUUAUUUAUUUUCUUUUCCCCACGUUGUGCCCCACAAAUACAGCUUCUUCCUGAGACAGGUUUUUUAACGCAAACGAGAGGAACAACCCCCCCUCCCACCUUGAGCAGGAGCUGUCGAGAGGUCAAUCACGCUUCCAAUUAGCUUUGAGAAUCAGAGUCAAACAAGGAGAGCCAAGACAAUGGGGGAACCGGUCCGGUUUUUGAGCAACGAGGCGAAGGGUGGAUGGAUAAUUCAAAAAUUCGGUGGGACGAGUGUUGGGAAAUUUGCAGCCCAGAUUGCGGAGCAGAUUGUCAGGUACUGUACAUCAAUCACCGUUGAAUGGCUCCAACCGAACGGACAAACGAGAAGGGAAGACAAUGAUUCUUCUCAACGCUGAGAAGCGAGGAAUUGACCCAGCUGAUCAUAAGAUCCUAUGGUAGGAUAAAUAUUCAUACGAAUAAAGUCGCAAUAGUAUGUUCCGCCCGAAGCACGGAUACUAAAGCCGAAGGGACUACAAACCGGUAGGUUGACUCUUAGCUAUUCCACCCUGUGGAGUGAAGCAAUGAAGCGAAGGGCUCGAUUGAUUUCUUCCUGACCUGUUACCAGGUUGCUUCGAGCGGCGGAAGAAGCCCUGAAACCGCAUUCGAAGCUGUAUAUCGAUAUUGUGAGUGACAUCCGGGAGGACCACAUUCGCGCUGCAAAGCAGGAGAUCCGGUCGGAGGAAAUCAUCGCCACGUUAGAGAGUGAAGUUGAAGCAGAAUGUGGGAGGCUGGCGAGCUUCCUGGGCGCUGCGCAGGUCUGUCUCUACUGAUACGAGUGGGGCUAAGGCUCCCGCGAGAUGGCAAGUAGAGGGUUCCGGAGGCAGCUGAUGUGUAUUUUUAGAUCAUCGAUGAGAUUAGUCCCAAGACGAAGGAUAUCAUUGUUGGUGCCGGGGAAAAGCUUAGCUGCUUGCUCAUGACCGCAAUGCUUAGGGAUAGGGUGAGUUUCGCUUGAUCUCCUUUUCCCUUUUUUUUCCAGAUGGGCGGGGCUUGCUUGUCCCGCUUUCACUAACCACUUUGCCCGCUUGUGGGGGCGGUCGGCCGCUUAGGGCGUUGAUGCGGAAUAUGUCAAUCUCGAAAAUAUCAUUCAUGGGUCCUGCUCUGCCAAGCAUGGGCUGGAUCAGGAAUUCUACGACUACCUUGCAAAGCAAUUGGGGGAGAGGAUACAGGGCUGUGAGGGGAGGAUACCUGUCGUUACUGGUGAGUGAUUGAAUGAUGCCUGUAGGGUGCUUAUGUCAUUGCAACUUGGUCGAGCAAAGCGGAGCCGGACGGGCAGGUCAGGGAACGUGGGGCUUCUCAGGCCUAGCGAGCCGAGUGCUAAUCCUUACAUUUACUUCUGGCCAGGCUAUUUUGGGACGGUUCCCGGGAGUAUACUGUCGUCUAUCGGGAGAGGAUACACGGAUCUUUGUGCCGCGCUGCUGGCAGUUGGCCUGGAUGCGGAUGAGCUUCAGGUUUGGAAGGAGGUGGAUGGAAUUUUUACUGCGGACCCCAGAAAAGUUCCCACCGCGCGUUUGAUACCCAUAAUCACUCCAGAGGAAGCUGCGGAGUUGACCUACUAUGGCUCCGAGGUACGUUUUAGCUAUUAUUAGUGGCAUUAACAUUAUUAUCUUGGGCCAUUUUUUCCCCCGAAUUUAACUCUAUCAUAUUGGUUUCCCUGCUAACGCAUGCUCAAAGGUUAUCCACCCGUUCACCAUGGAGCAGGCGAUUAAGGCCCGUAUCCAUAUCCGCAUCAAGAACGUGGAAAAUCCCACCGGUGAGGGAACCGUGAUCUUUCCGGACUCAAUCCCUCGGAAGGGAGAAGAGACACCCACUUACCCACCUCGUCACAUACGGCUCAAGUCUCAUGAUCCACUUUUACGAGAGCGGUCGAAGCGCCCUACGGCUGUGACCACAAAAAAUAGCAUUGUGGUUUUGAACAUUCACUCCAACAGGAAAUCCCUAUCACAUGGCUUUCUUGCAAACAUCUUCUCGGUGCUGGAUCAAUGGCGCCUCACGGUGGACUUGAUCUCCACUUCUGAGGUGCACGUGUCUAUGGCCCUGCACUCCGAAGUUAGGGAGCCGGACCUCAAAGACGCAAUCGAGGAAUUGAGGAAGUAUGGCACCGUUGAUGUUAUUCGCGACUUGACUAUUCUUUCCGUUGUGGGAAAGCAAAUGAAACAGAUGAUCGGCAUAGCGAGUCGUAUGUUCACGGCUCUCGCAGAAUCGAACAUCAAUAUCGAAAUGAUUUCACAAGGCAACCUCCCCACUCUUCUUUUCCAUUCUUCACACCGCUCGCGAUUGGCAUGGCUAACGACGACACAACUGCCAUAGGCGCGAGCGAGAUAAAUAUCUCCUGCGUGAUUAGAGAAAUCGACGCGAUCAGGGCAAUGAACGUACUUCAUACAAAACUUUUCAUAUACCAGGAUUCACCAUAGGUUUAUGUCACCCCCUCGUUUUAUUUUUCAAUAUCCCCCGGUUUGAUUUGUUGGGUGGAAUUGUGAUUUUUAUUGUAUACAGCCUACUGUAUUUGUUGGAAGUACUUGUUUGGAAAGAAAAUUGAGUAGGGAUAGAGAAUGGAUAUUUAGAUACCGUUCUCCUUUGAUCCUCCCCUCCUCAAUCCUACCACAAUACAGCGGUAUGAGGAGUGAGGGUUGAGGGAUGAGGUGAAGUGUAGUGAAGUGAGAUGAUAGGCGCUAACCUGUUGCGUUUGUCGUACUGCUGCUGGGUUACUAUCAGCUGGCAAUUAGUACCGGUGCCCAUUACUUGUGUUGCAGCAGCUGUUUCUUUUUGACGGACUAGUAUUAUACUUGUGGUAGAGAUUGUGCGGUUUGGAGAGUUGGCUCCACCUUACGGAGCGAGUGGUUCCCAUUCAUUUGGUUAUAUAUUACUCGCAUAUGGGAACCGCAGUUCUCUAUGGAAUUAUUGGAAGAUUGGCACUCCAUUUGAUGUGCUCCUCUGGGAAUGAUCUGUCCAUACGCGAGACACAUGACUUUGUAUGAGCUCAACACGAGAUAUCCGAAACCACGUGCCCGCCAUACGGAGCCUGGGGUUUACGGGCCGGGGGUUUGUUUGGUUGGUUGGACUGGUUGGAGGGUGAUUGGGCUGGGCGAGUUGUUAUAGUUGGAGAUGGAGGUUUCGUCUGGAGGUCCUGGUGUCCGAACUCGAUUGGUCAGGAUACGGGUGCUCCUGGAAAAUGCUAAAUUGGAAUAGCUGCAUGGGCUUUGAAAGAUUUGGAGUAUUAUAGGACACUUGCACUUUUAUUAUGCGGCAGGCAUCGCUGCGAUUCAUCUACCGGUAGAUUAAGAGCACUUUGAAGCAGUGCCACUCGUACAGUACAGCAUGGUGCUC
Molecule: messenger RNA, 3407 nt
Organism: Tuber aestivum (summer truffle)
Lineage: Eukaryota; Fungi; Ascomycota; Pezizomycetes; Pezizales; Tuberaceae
Source: the annotation of a GenBank genome assembly